UCACAUUCAUUACGAAUUCGCGCCAAACACCAAAACUUUCUUAAUUCUCUUACACCCAGAAGGAAAUCAAACAGAUUCUAAAAAUCGAACAAAUUAUCCCAUUUUUUUAUUACAAACCAACAAUAAUCUCGCCAAAUCAAAUUUCUUUUGUAACGUUUCCCCCCUUUUUUCUCUCUCUUCUGUAUCUGCAAAAUUUCUAGGGUUUCGUGAAAAAUUAUUCAAUUUCUUCACUCCGAUCAGUCGAAAUGAGAGCGGCUUCUUCUCCGUCUCUCUCUCAAACUACUUGUGGUUCUCUUCUCCAAGAGUUACAGAAAAUAUGGGAUGAGAUUGGGGAGAAUGACGGUGAAAGAGACAAGAUGCUUUUAGAACUUGAGCAAGAAUGCCUUGAUAUUUACCGAAGAAAGGUGGAGAAUACGAGGAAGUACAAAGCUGAUCUUUUUCAAGCACUUGCUGAAGAUGAAGCUGAAAUUGCUAAACUUAUGGCAACGCUUGGAGAGAGGACGUCUUUUAUGCGGGCAAAGGGUACUCUCAGAGAGCAGCUGUCUUCUGUAAAACCUACCUUGGAUGACCUGAGAUUAAAGAAACAGCAAAGAGUUAAAGAAUUUUCUGAAACUGAAUCCCAGAUAAUUCGUAUCUGUGCCGAGAUAGCGGGGAAUGAUCAGUUUAUAAAUAAUGCUGAACCUCAAGUGGAUGAACAGGACUUAACAGUAAAAAAGCUGGCUGAACGUAAAUCACAUCUUGAAGAGCUUCAAAAUGAAAAGGUUCUGAGGUUGCAGAAAGUUAAUAAUCAUAUAAGUACUAUUCACGAGCUAUCAGUCGUCAUGUCUAUUGAUUUUAGAUCAACAGUAGCUGAGGUCCACCCUUCUUUGGUUGAUCAUGGCCAUGGCCAGUUGAAGAGUAUUAGUAAUGAUACUCUCGCUAAGCUAACAGGUGUUGUGAAUUCAUUAAAGCAAGAAAAGAAGCGUCGGUUGCAGAAGAUUCAAGAUUUUGGUAGUGCCCUUAUGGAGUUGUGGAAUCUCUUGGAAACCUCAACUGUUGAGCAGAAAAAGUUUGAGCAUGUUACUUGCUUAAUCUCUUCCUCUGUUGAUGAGGUUUCAAGAUCAGGUUCUCUUUCUCUGGAUGUCCUUGAGAGGACUGAAAUUGAAGUUGAGCAGUUGAACUUACUUAAAGCCGGCAAGAUGAGGGAAUUAGUGUUGAAGAGGCAGACUGAAUUAGAAGAAAUCUAUAGAGGGGUUCAUGUUGAUGUAGACAGUGACGCUGCAAGAAAAAUGCUGAUCAACCUCAUAGAUUCUGGCAAAGUAGACUUGUCUGAGAUGCUCUUUCGUAUGGAUGAUCAAAUAAAACAAGCUAAAGAAGAAGCACACAGCAGGAGGGAUAUACUAGAUAGAGUUGAGAAGUGGAAAUAUGCAUCAGAGGAAGAAAUUUGGCUAGACGAAUACGAAAAGGAUGAUAACAGAUACUGUGCUGGAAGAGGAGUGCAUAAAAAUUUGAAAAGGGCAGAAAAGGCAAGGACUCUAGUCAACAAAAUAACAUCUCUUGUUGAGAGUUCGAUAACAAAAGUCAAAGCUUGGGAGAUAGAGAAAGGAAUGACAUUCCUUUAUGAUAAGGAACCUUUGUUACAUCAAUUGGAAGAAUACACUUUACAGCGUCAGCAGAGGGAAGAGGAGAAACGUAGAACUCGGGAGCAGAGAAAGUUGCAGGAACAGCUUGCUACAGAGAAAGAAGCGCUGUAUGGUUCAAAGCCAAAUGUGAAAAAGCCUUUGGGGCAGAGCACCAAUAAUAACACAAUGGUUGGAACUCCCAAUGCUCGUAGGAUAGGAACUCCUUCAGGCCGUCUUGGGAUUUCAGGUAGUAAAGAUCGUAGAGAUAGUGCUAGAGUUAUACCAGUGAACUUUGUAGCUCUUGCCAAAGAUGAUCAUGUGUCUCAUGGUAGCUGAAUCUGACACAUUUUGUUUUCAUGGCCUUUAUAUGGUGGAAGGAGGAUCUUCAUGGUGGAAUAAUGUUACAAAAAUGAUUUUAGCUUAGGAGGUUAUUCAUGUCUGAAUCUCUGUCAAAAUAGAUAGUUCUCGAGGGGCCAUAUUUUCUAAACUUAGUUACUGUUAUCUGUUAAAUUGCCUGAAUAUCAGUUAACAUAGCCUAUAAUCUAAGCUUAGUUACAGGUUUAAUUUGGAGGACUGCGUAUUUCUGAAAUCAGAUAGUUACUGGUUUCUCUCAAAAUUCUCAACCUUGUCAGCAAGUACUAAUUGUAUGUCAGCUUGUAAGCAAAUUUCAAUCAGUGGAUAUUUUCUCCUCUAACACCAGAUAAACUUAAUUAUCUUAUUC
Messenger RNA from Spinacia oleracea (spinach), 2322 nucleotides. RefSeq names its product 65-kDa microtubule-associated protein 5. The transcript is spliced from 11 exons. Gene Ontology annotation, biological process: microtubule cytoskeleton organization. Gene Ontology annotation, cellular component: spindle; cytoplasm. The record is from RefSeq and is a predicted model, not a curated record. Gene Ontology annotation, molecular function: microtubule binding. Bases 246 to 1937 code for a protein of 563 amino acids. Lineage: Eukaryota; Viridiplantae; Streptophyta; Magnoliopsida; Caryophyllales; Amaranthaceae.